CUACAGAGCCACUUCCUACUGUACACACUGCUUAAAAGGUCCCUCUACAGUGUGCAGUUAUUAAGAGGUUUCCUAUUGAAGCUACCGCAGUGAAGACCAAGAUGAUAAGUCAGACUGUUGUGAAGGCGCUUUCGGGCUCUGUACGUGGGAUUUCAUCCAGCCUUCGAAUGAAUUCUACACAAACUUCUUUCAGUGCUUCACACAAACACAGAGAAGGGAUCAAACGUAGGGAACUGGAGAAAAAUGAAAUGCGUCCGCUCUACAUGGACUUUCAGGCGACAACACCUAUGGACCCACGAGUCUUGGAUGCCAUGCUCCCCUACCAAAUGAACUACUAUGGCAAUCCACACUCCAGGACUCAUGCUUAUGGGUGGGAAAGUGAGAGUGCUAUGGAAAAAGCAAGAAAACAAGUAGCAGUUCUUAUUGGUGCCGAUCCACGAGAAAUUGUGUUUACCAGUGGUGCCACAGAGUCUAACAAUAUGUCCAUUAAAGGUGUGGCUCGUUUUUAUAAAGCUAAGAAGAAACACAUCAUCACCACACAGACAGAACACAAGUGUGUACUAGACUCCUGUCGUGUCCUAGAGGCUGAGGGAUUUAAAGUAACAUACUUGCCUGUAAAAAACAAUGGCUUGAUUGACCUCCAGCAAUUAGAGGAAACAAUAUGUUCUGAUACAAGCUUGGUAUCUGUGAUGACUGUUAACAAUGAGAUUGGAGUCAAACAACCAAUCAAAGAAAUAGGUCAUAUCUGUCGGUCCAAGAAUGUGUUCUUCCACACUGAUGCAGCCCAGGCAAUUGGAAAAAUUCCCAUCAAUGUCUAUUCCUUGAACGUGGAUUUAAUGUCAAUUAGUGGGCACAAAAUAUAUGGCCCCAAAGGUGUUGGUGCUCUGUAUGUAAGGAGGAGGCCUAGAGUACGUAUUGAGCCGUUACAGAGUGGAGGUGGUCAGGAAAGAGGCCUGCGCUCAGGCACUGUUCCCACUCCUCUGGUUGUGGGUCUUGGCACUGCCUGUGAGAUUGCCCAGCAAGAAAUGGAGUAUGACCUUGCCCGAGUCUCCCUUCUUGCUAAUCGCCUUGUUCAGAAGAUAAUAGCUGAGCUUCCUGAUGUUGUGAUGAAUGGAGACCCUGAACACAGAUACCCAGGAUGUGUCAAUUUAUCAUUUGCUUAUGUUGAGGGAGAAAGUCUACUGAUGGCCUUAAAAGAUGUUGCACUUUCUUCUGGGAGUGCAUGCACUUCUGCUUCUUUAGAACCUUCCUACGUACUGAGAGCAAUAGGAACAGAUGAGGAUCUUGCCCAUUCCUCAAUCCGGUUUGGAAUUGGGCGCUUUACUACAGAGGAGGAAGUGGACUACACAGCAAAGAAGUGCAUUCAACAGGUUCAGCGUCUGCGGGAGAUGAGUCCUUUGUGGGAGAUGGUGCAGGAGGGCAUUGAUCUGAAAAGUAUCAAAUGGACACAACACUGAAGAGCCUGACCGGAUGAAAUGAUUGCUGAAGAAAUUAUCUAAAUUGUCAAGAAAAAACAAUAAUUUAUCAAGUUAUGAGAGACGUCCUAGGUAUACUAUUCAAACUAAAUAUUUACACUUCAGACUUCAGUGUUUUUGAGUAGAGGUUCAACAGGAAAUUCCUCUUGGAAUUUGUUUUAUCAGUAUAGAAUAGGGUAAUGUGUGUUUUUGUUAUGUAGGUGUUUUCAUAUCAUUCAUGUUCUCUUUCUCAGUACACUAUUGUAUGUUUAGCUUUGCCUAUCCUCCAUUUGUAUUCUCUACCAUGUCAUCUGUUAUAAAUUUGUUGUUCAAAAUAAAUUACAUUUUUUUUUA
Molecule: messenger RNA, 1808 nt
Organism: Tachysurus vachellii
Lineage: Eukaryota; Metazoa; Chordata; Actinopteri; Siluriformes; Bagridae
Gene: nfs1
Product: NFS1 cysteine desulfurase
Exons: 14
Coding region: 102-1457 (451 amino acids)
Biological process (GO): [2Fe-2S] cluster assembly
Cellular component (GO): nucleus; mitochondrion; cytosol
Molecular function (GO): cysteine desulfurase activity; pyridoxal phosphate binding
Source: RefSeq, a predicted model, not a curated record